AUGGCAACUGAAUCAUUGAGUGUCGCAACGACACAGGCCGAUGAGGACGAGGUGACAACGGCGGAAAAUACGAUUGACUCGACGUGCGUUGGUCAGCGCACUUCUGAUGAACAUGCGGAUGAACAGGGCUACAAUCGUCACUUCAAGAAGAACGCCAACACGACCAGCAGUGGCAACAGCCGCUCACCAGCACAGAGUCGCAACGUCGGCUCUCGUGGAUCGCGUGUGAGACAGUACCAGUCAAGGGGAGGAAUGUUCAAUUCCGGACGUUUUGCUCAGACUUCACCUCCUUAUAUGGGCAGAAUGUAUGGCAUGGCGACGCCCAUGGGCGUACAAAUGUCUGUCGUCCCGCCAUUCCCCGGCGAAUAUUUUGAGCCACAGGGAAGCAUGUUUUCUCCUCGUUUCCGUUUUCCACCUCCAUCGCCACUCCGCAACUACAACGGCCGGAACGGUCCGGAAAGCGGUGGUGUGAGACGUCGGGCGAAAAGUCCUAAUUCUUCGAUGCCGUCAAGCUGCGAAAAUUCAAGUCCACAGCAAAAUCGUGAAAUGGCCGGAGAUCGAGGACGUGAGAGACGGGUAAGGGAGUGUCGCGAGAACCGAGACGAUCAGAAGAGCGCACCGAAGGAAUCGUCGGAAGAAUCGCGUGAGUUCUUCCGUACUCAGUACUGA
Molecule: messenger RNA, 669 nt
Organism: Haemonchus placei
Lineage: Eukaryota; Metazoa; Nematoda; Chromadorea; Rhabditida; Trichostrongylidae
Source: the annotation of a GenBank genome assembly